CAUAUUACAUCUAAAUUCAAAUAAUGAAGUCUGUAUUUCUGUUUACGAUUUUCAUUACAAUUUGUAAAGCUAUGGUGUCUUCCUUGUUAACCGGUACUAACAAUCCGAACUCUACAGCUUUAAUAAACGACAGACGUGAAAUCAAGGAGAUCGAUGUUCUUCGACAGAUCAUCAACCAGGAAACUCUCAUCCGUUUAGCCAGGGUCAGGGAUGUAAAGGCAUUAGUUGAAGACGUUACUUCUGUGAAGCGUAGUAUAGGGUCUACAAAAGCAAUAAUCUCCUCUUUACAACAGGCUAUAGAAACGUUAAAAAGACAGCUUGGUACGCUUAGUCAGGAGCAGAAAAGAGAAAUUCAGAAAAUUGAGCAAAAUAUUGCCGAUAUCUACGAACUUUUUAAUAACAGGACACUGCAAACUGUCGAAAAAGCUGCGUGCAAGAGUAAUGAAAAGAUAGAACAAUUUCAAACAUUUCUGACCGAGCAUAGAAGGCUCCAGCGAGAAGUAGAUCAACUGCGACAGGAUAACAUGGAAAUCAGAGAUUUGCUGACCAACCUUAACUUAACUAGGUUAAAACUAAAUGCAGAUUGUAAAGACCUCAAGGCAAUCCAGAAGCGGAUCAGUGGAUCAGUGACCUUUAGCAAGACAUGGAAGGAGUUCAAAAAGGGUUUUGGAAAUCCACAUUCCUCUUAUUGGAUUGGAAAUGACGUCAUUCACCAUCUUACCAAGGAAAGGAACUCAUCUCUGUAUGUCUCUAUUACUUUACAAAAUGGCACAACGUUCUACGAAUUAUAUCAUCAGUUUUCUGUUUCCGAUGAGGCAAACAAAUACAAACUCUUCCUUGGAGGCCCAGCUAUCGGAACAUUGGGUGACAGUAUGUUAAACACGUGGAGUUCAACCGAUAAUUUGUUUGGUAUGUACUUCUCCACCACAGACCAAGACAAUGACAGAGCUAGUGAAAACUGUGCUGCUAACAAAAAAGGAGGCUGGUGGUUCAAUAACUGUCACGACGCCUUCCUUAACGGUCCCUGGUCUCCGCAAUUCUGGUAUGAGCCUUGGACUCCAACAGUUCGUAAUGGUUAUGAAAUAAAGGAGACUCUAAUGAUGAUAAAACCUCACUGAUCGUGUUUCAUGUUGUUCAUUGAAAAAUGAAUAGUGAAGAUAAAAUAUUUAGAAUUUCAGCUUACUUUCGGUUAACCAUCAAUUGUAGACGUUUAAUUCUUCACACAGAAAUUUGCUGAGAGAAUUUUUUAAUUUUUUUUUUAAUUUUUUAUUUUUGUCAUUUUAGAAAUACACAACACUUUAUCAAGGAAUCGAGUUCUAUUUUCAUAUGGUGAAAAUAUUGUAACAUAUAGAAUAAAAAAGAAUAUUUUAUUUUUGACAUAGCAAAAUGUGAAAAAAAUCAUUCCCAUCAAUGAAGUUAGGACUUAAAUUUUCCUCCUGUUUGCCUGUUUUCCUUUGAAUAGCAAAUGGAUUUUCCCACAACAAGACGAAAAAAAUGUACCCUUAAGUUUUAAAAAUCAAUUAAAUAAAAAGCAUAUAUACUUGAUUUUAAAGAUAUGGGUACUUGAAUUUUCUUGUCAUUUUCUUCCUUUCUUUCUACCACUUGCUGUAUAACUCGUAUCAAUACUAUCAGAUUCUAUUUAUAUUUUGAAAAAAAAAUAUAUAUGCAAAUGCCAAAAAAUGCUUUAUUUACUAUCGAGGCUUACAAAAAUGCAAUUUUAUUACAUAUACGUACAGUUCUGUUUUCAAGGACAUGUUGCCAUGAAACAAUGUACAAGGAAAAAGAAAGUAAAUGUGACUUAUUAUAGUGAAAUGUAGUGUUUAUUAUAACGUUAAACAAAUAUUCGGUCUGUCAGAUCUAUACAAAACGCUUAACAAAAAGCACUUUUGCUAUAACGAAUACCAUCGUCUAAAGCCAUGGUCCGGAGUCCGCAUACAGCUCUCUCCUACCCGUAGCUGUUUGAUCACAAAACGUGUCUUGUAAUCUUGAAUAUUUACGCCUUAAAAUUGUGACGUCAUGUUCAGCCAAUGACAAUAUUUGUUUCCAUCGCAAUUGAAAUAAACAAUUGACAUCAACAGUAUACAAGAAAUGUUUCGUAUACUGCGAUUGGGUAUCGAAAGAUCGCGUCAAAGUUCAUUAUCCGACUAUGCUUUACUUGCAUUUGUCAAUAUUUUAAUGAGCUACGAAAUAUCCUCUUCUCAUUCAACCACGGCCAGAAUGGGACAGGAUCGUACAUUUUGGCGGGGGUUUGCGACAAUGAACUAAUACAAUUUUCAAUUUUUUGUCUAUAUGAAGUAAUUAUUAUGAAGGCUGGAUGUUUAUGCAAGUAUUUAACAGUUUGUCAAGGAAAACUUGAUGAAAAAAUCUAAUCAAUUUUUUUUAAGAGUUCGGGCAACGUAUUAGCGUACGACUGACAUAAGAAGAGCAUUAUUGUUACCCUCAUUCUUUAUCAAUUACGACGGAGAUGGUAUUUUUCUCAUUUUUAUCAUUUUCUGAUUGACUAAUAUAAUUUAUGAAAUCUUUAUAAAAGUGAAAAAUGUGCUUAAAUACAUGAAUAUAUUAACAAUUGGUGUGUUGUUGCAUAUUAAAAAGGACUCUACCUCGGCAUCUCGUCAAAAUCCGAGAAAGUAAAAUUUUCCGAUUGAAUUUUAAAACAUUGUGUUGUCUACGGAAUAGAAUGUUACCCUUAUGUGCUUCUUUACGUUGGUCAAACCAAGGGUUCACUUAAUAAAGGAAUAUCGGGACUUAAAUUUCAAAUUCAAAACAGAGACCGACAGCUUCUCUACAAGCACUUAAAUUAACCUGAUCAUUCUAUUUUGACAAUGAAAUUUAGAAUUCUAGAAAAGAUUUACCAUCAUACUAAAAGCCGAUCAUUGAGUACACCUUUCCGUAGACAACAAGAAGAAUAUUGGAUUAGAAAACUAGGCAAAGCCUUUCCAUAAGGUAGCAAUGACAAUGUCGAUAACGUUGGGAAUCUUUCAAGUCUACAUUGUAGAAAUGUGAAUGUGAUGGGACUUUUUAAGAAUAUACAGAGAUUUAAGAGUAGCCAUGGACAUCGUUCUAACAAUAAACCUAUUAUACACGAUAUUUCUUUUGAUUCAUUACUACCUCAUGUAAAUAAACAGUUAUGUCUUGAACACCUUCUCAACAAACUUAACUCUGUCCCUUCAAAAGUUCUUAAUUUAUUUUUUUAAAAGGUCAAAGAAAGUCAAUAUUUGAAUUUUUCGACACCAGAAUACAGGUUUGGAUCUAUGAUUAUGGAUAUGCAGGUCAUAGGCUUUUCAAACCGCCAAGCUAAGACGUUGAAAAAUAUUUGUACGUUUAUAUUAAAAAUAUUUAAUUUACCAUGUCUUACAUUAUUUUUUCCAUCAUUGCUAGUAAUUAUUACAUGUAUUAAUUAUUAAUAUUUAGGGAUGUCAAUUUUAUUCAGUUUAUUCGAAUAGUUGAAGGGUUUAGUCGAACGAUAGUCGAGUACUCGAAAUUAAAUUAAUUUUUCAUGUCAUUUUCACUAUUUGUCUUUUACAAAUUGCUUGUACACUAUUUAAUAUAUGCUAUCACCAUUGUUCAACGAAUUUGUGAAUAAUAAAUACUUUCUGAGUAAUCCAUAUAUGUAUUCAAUGUACUUGAUUUCAAAUAUGAUAUUUACUGCACAUUAAUCUAAAUAAAGGAUAUCAAACGCU
This is a messenger RNA of Saccostrea echinata, 3680 nucleotides long. RefSeq names its product angiopoietin-2-like. NCBI's taxonomy places the organism in Eukaryota, Metazoa, Mollusca, Bivalvia, Ostreida, Ostreidae. Bases 24 to 1118 code for a protein of 364 amino acids. The record is from RefSeq and is a predicted model, not a curated record. The transcript has 6 exons.